GGAAGGAUUGCCGCAUCCUGGGGACUUAGUCACAUUGAUUUGGGGAGAUUUAGGCCUCGUGGGGUGAGAUUCGUAUUGUUUCUGGACAUGUAUUCGUUGAAAAGACGUUGUGAAGAGUCUACUAGGUGUCAGUGUUGUGCUGGAGACGUCAAGGGUACAGGGGACCCAGGGUGACCAGCAUAUCACUUUUUGGAGAGAGGUCAGUUGCUCGACAGAAUUAAACAGGAAAUUUGCUUAGAAUCAAGAACGAUGGAUCCGUGUUCAGUUGGAGUUCAGCUUCGUACCACAAAUGAGUGCCAUAAAACCUUCUAUACUCGUCAUACAGGUUUCAAGACUUUGCAAGAAUUGUCAUCAAAUGAUAUGCUUUUACUUCAACUCAGAACUGGAAUGACACUUUCUGGGAACAAUACAAUUUGCUUUCAUCAUGCAAAAAUUUACAUUGACAGAUUUGAGGAUUUGCAGAAGUCAUGUUGUGACCCCUUUAACAUACAUAAAAAACUAGCCAAAAAAAACUUGCAUGUAAUUGACUUAGAUGAUGCCACUUUUCUGAGUGCAAAAUUUGGCAGACAGCUUGUACCUGGUUGGAAGCUUUGUCCAAAAUGCACACAGAUAAUCAAUGGAAGUGUGGAUGUUGAUUCUGAAGACCGGCAGAAAAGAAAACCUGAUUCAGAUGGAAGAACUGCUAAAGCUUUGAAAUCAUUACAGUUUGCAAAUCCAGGAAAGCAAACUGAAUUUCCUCCAGAAACUGGUAAAAGAGAAAAAAGAAGGCUUACAAAAAGUGUAACCUCUGGUUCAGACAGACAAGUGAUACCAGCCAAGAGUAAGGUCUAUGAUAGCCAGGGUCUCCUGAUUUUCAGUGGAAUGGACCUCUGCGACUGCCUGGAUGAAGAUUGCUUAGGGUGUUUCUAUGCUUGUCCUGCCUGUGGUUCCACCAAAUGUGGAGCUGAAUGCCGCUGUGACCGGAAGUGGCUCUAUGAGCAAAUCGAAAUUGAAGGGGGAGAAAUAAUUCAUAAUAAACAUGCCGGAUAAUUUGUAGCAUUUCAUUAUGGGAUCUUUAAAGUAUUUUCUCUAUUUCUAAAAUUCUGUCAUUCUCAAAUACAUUUUAAAGUUGAUUGCCAAAUGACAAAAAUUUGAAAAUUACCUUAACAUGCACUCAACCAGCGCUAAUAUUGUAAAUUUAUUUCAGCAGCCACUUAGAGCCUGUCUGGGCCAAUGUAAACAAGUAAGGCAUAAGCAGUCCUCAAUUUGCACAAUUCACAAAGCCACAAAUUCCGAUAGCAAUGAUUUAGUUGAAUAACACCAGUUCCCUAACAGUACAGUUCAAAUUUCAGUUUCCAGGCUAUAUUAACCGUGAGUAAAGUACAUGAAGUAGUCACUGUGAAUAACAUGUAUUUUAUGAUCAGUGGCCAAUCACAUUACUUCUCAAAUUCUGCUGGAGGUUGGUCACUGCACAUCUGUUAAUCAGUCCACUUUCAGACAGCAAAGCAUAUAGGUAUAUUUCCUUGCCCCACAUGUGACAUUUUAUAAAAGUAGGUAAUGGAAAGAAUGGGCAAAUAAAUGAAAAGUGAUAAUGCCAGACAGAAUUGAGAUUCGAGGUGAACAUUAAUGGAGUUGUAGAAGUCGCUGAUCAUAGGAAUGUUGACAGUGCUGCUUUUCAACCUAGAGCCUCUGGAUAUGCAGCCAGAGAAAUUUAGUGGCAGCAAACUUCCCAACAUAAAUGAGGAAAGGUCUUGUCCCCGAGGAAGUGAUGUUAGAAACUUCACAUUAAAGGAAAUUGCAGAAAUAUUUUACGACAUUCAAAGUACAAAUGCUGAAAUAUGGAAACUAAUCCAAAUUUAAAGGAGAAUGGCAAUUUGCUAUGGUAUAAGUUACUGGACAAAAAAAAGCAAGCACUGUUUAAAUGACUAGAUUAAUUUUUUACAAUGAAAGAACAUGAAUUCUCAAUCUUUCUAAUGUUUUAAAUUACAGUGUUCUAAAUACUUUUAUAAUUUUUCCAUUUACAUUUUAACUGAACAGAACAAGUAUCAUUUUCCUCAUUGAUUAUUAACAAAGAUUGGCCAUUUUUUAUGAUCCCAUACUAUCAUGCAAGGCAAGAACUGCCUGUAACUGAGAAAAGUGCCUACUUUAGGAAAAAUUAAUUUUGAUGCAGUGGUUGAGUGCUAAACUGUUUUGGGAAUAAUCCACAUAUCUGUACUAAAAUAUGCCAUUUCUUCUCCCCACUUAAACUCUUCAAAUAAAUGUUUUAAUACUGUAAACCUUUCAUUGUUUAGACCAUGCUUUCUUGGUGAAAAUGUGUUCUUUGUCGCAAAAAUCUUAUUUCUGUAUUUAAAGCAAAAAUAUACAUAAGUAUAUAAACAGAUGUUGAUUGCAAUUAGAGGACUAAAAAAAGACUCCUUAAGGGAAUAAUAAUAACAAAUAGAGAAACACUGGUUGAGACUAUAAAUUAUUUGGAAAUUAAAACUUGAUGUUGGGAUUUGUAUGGGUGUUGUUUGGAGGAUGGGGGUGGGUGAUAACUUCUCUCUGCUCUUUAUGUUUUUUAAAACAUAAAAAAAUACGUUUUAAAAUACCUGUUCUAAAUCUUUCAUUAUCUAGGAUACUGCCACUAAUCUAGAUUUUUGUUUUGUCUUCCCUAAAUAUAGUACUUUAGUUGAAUCAGAUGAGCUUAAAACAACUUGAGAUAUUUUUUAGCCAUUGAAACUAUAAAUUUAUACAAGCAGUUUUAUUGACCAAUAGAGGUUUAUUUUUAUUUUUGUAUACUCUUAGUAUCUCUUUGUUGGAAUGCCAUUUUCAACCAUGAAAUUAACAGUCAUUUUUAAGAUAUAAUUGUUCACUGACCUAGUUAUCAAAAGUACAGUUAAUUCCUUCAUUUAAACGUUUCAACAGCACUGGCAAAAAGAAUAUUUUAGCUUCAUAUGCUUAAAUAGCUAGAUUUUUUUAAAUUAAGGAAAUAUGUUCUUAUAAAGGACUUAAACAUAGACUCCAAUUUUGUCUGAACUUCCAGGAUCAUUAGACCUUCUUAAUUGCAUUUCUGCCAUCAUUUCUUAGAGACUCUGUUUAAAACGAAUAUUUUUUUUAACAGAAUACAUGACUUUAAAAAUUCAAAUAUUUUAAUUUCAGCAUUACUUAGUAGAACACUUUUGUGUUAUUUUCAAAGGAAAAUUUUUUGGAGAACAGUUAUCAAUUAUGCUAAUAUUUCUUUAUUGUGCCUAUUUAGGAGACCAAGUUUUUAAUGAGCAUGCUAAAAGGUUUGUAGAGAACGAAAAAUCUGAUUUUUAUCACAAGUCCACUUACUGUUUUUUAAUUUCAGAAAUACAGAAAACAAUAAAAUUGUCUAGACCCUUCUGACAUUUUUGCGGAUGAUUCAAGGUGGCUAAAUUGUUUUAGAAUGCUAUUACUCUUUUAAAAAGCAAAAAUAAAAGUUCAGUAACAUUUAACUUCUGCUGUAUGUGGCUCCUGGUGGAGAAGUUAAUAUGAGACCACAAACAUUGAUCUUACACAAUGUUUUGGCCACAAAUGUUAAAAGUAAAAAUGUGUGUAUACUUUAUAUUUGAAUAAAAUAAAUGGCAUCCCAUGUGA
Molecule: messenger RNA, 3576 nt
Organism: Myotis brandtii (Brandt's bat)
Lineage: Eukaryota; Metazoa; Chordata; Mammalia; Chiroptera; Vespertilionidae
Gene: ARL14EP
Product: ADP-ribosylation factor-like 14 effector protein
Exons: 4
Coding region: 250-1029 (259 amino acids)
Cellular component (GO): intracellular membrane-bounded organelle
Source: RefSeq, a predicted model, not a curated record